Messenger RNA from Pteronotus mesoamericanus, 740 nucleotides. Its product is annotated as E3 ubiquitin-protein ligase SH3RF3-like. Lineage: Eukaryota; Metazoa; Chordata; Mammalia; Chiroptera; Mormoopidae. The transcript has 2 exons. Gene Ontology annotation, molecular function: metal ion binding. The coding region runs from base 102 to 632 and encodes 176 amino acids. The record is from RefSeq and is a predicted model, not a curated record.
CGGUCGCCCGGGCGCCAUCCUCAUGCUUGCUUCCGGCCGUGGGCCCUGCUCUGGCCCCGGGACCUAGGCAGCUGCGCGCGGCCGCCGCUGGCGCCUCCCCCAUGCUGCUCGGAGCGUCCUGGCUAUGCGCAUCCAAGGCGGCUGCCUCUCCUGCGCAGAGCGAGGACGGCGACGACAGGCCCGGCAGCCGACGACGGAGGGCCACAGCCGAGGCUGCGGGCGAGGACAUGGAUGAGUCGUCCCUGCUGGAUCUGCUGGAGUGUUCCGUGUGCUUGGAGCGCUUGGACACCACGGCCAAGGUGCUGCCGUGUCAGCAUACCUUUUGUCGCCGCUGUCUGGAGAGCAUCGUGCGCUCGCGCCACGAGCUUCGCUGCCCGGAGUGCCGCGUCUUAGUGGGCUGCGGCGUGGAGGAGCUGCCCGCCAACAUCUUGCUGGUGCGGUUGCUUGAUGGUAUCCGCCAGAGACCCCGCGCUGCCCCGGGCUCGGGGGAGGCCUCCGAGUUCGCGGAGGUCGGGGGCAGCACGGCGGGCAGCGCCCCGGGCUCACCGGCCUUCUCCAUGGAGGCGGGCAGUCUGCGCGAGCUGGCAACCAGCAGGAACGUGCCCCUGGCAAAGCCUAAGAGCCUGGCGUAGGAGCCUACAUUAUUGGAAGAAUGAGUAUGAAAAUCUGGGGAAGGAAAAGCAUCAGAAUAAAAGAGAGAAGGAGUCCGAAACCCCAAAGGUAACUUUUAAUGAGAAAGA